Messenger RNA from Chaetomium fimeti, 2242 nucleotides. Its product is annotated as polygalacturonase-like protein. NCBI's taxonomy places the organism in Eukaryota, Fungi, Ascomycota, Sordariomycetes, Sordariales, Chaetomiaceae. Bases 443 to 1930 code for a protein of 495 amino acids. Gene Ontology annotation, molecular function: polygalacturonase activity. The record is from RefSeq and is a predicted model, not a curated record. Gene Ontology annotation, biological process: carbohydrate metabolic process. The transcript has 4 exons.
AUGGGCAUACGCGGCGUCGUCAUGUUCUAAUUUCAGACACCCGCAACAAACAAGCAUCGAGUGCCAAAUUAAAAGCUUGAAAUUCUCCGGCCGCUACAGCCCGGGUUUGUCCGGCUGUGGUUGGACGUCACCCAGGAGGGUGGUGUUGGAAAUCAGCCGGAGAUCCCCUCAACCAGGGGACCAAACAGGAUGCCCUAGGAGACUACCACAAUCAAUGAGCCCCCCAAAUCAAUAUCAUGCCCCAUUCCCCGGAUACUGACCGUUGGAGGCUUCUGCAGAUACAGGACGGGCAAAAUAUACCCACCUAUCAGAGGUACAAUGCUGGUCCAAUACACAAUGUGUGAAGGGUCUCCCCAUCCCCGAGUUGCUUCGCUACAAGAAGCCAAGACGGACUCGGCCGUCGUAAGGCCAUGGAUCUCCACCUCCAACCAAGGAAUUCAGUAUGUGGUCUACCGCCUUGCUCCUGGUGCUCAGCACCGUCAUCCUCCCCGCCUCCGCCGCCAUCGUCAAGGAGGGCUCAACAUGCAUCGUGACUCCUAUCUCCGAAACCCCGGCGGCCGUCGCCCAACGUAGCCUCGGCACCGUACCCCUAGAGCAGCGUGACCCCAACCCGGAAGACAACCCGGCCACAGACAACAACAGCCCCUGGGUCAACCACGGCGACUACCCGCGCGCCGAACCGGGCUCGCACCACCCCCCGGCCGUAUCCCACCCCCAGAGCAGCAGCAGCAGCAGCAGCAGCAGCAGCAGCGAGCUCCAACCCAACCCCAACACCAACACCAACCCCCUGAUCACCCCCCGCCAAAACCGACCCGACGACACGCCCCAAAUCCUCUCAGCCUUCUCGCAAUGCGGCCAGGACGGCACCAUCAUCUUCCGCGAAGGGACCUACCACAUCCGGCAGGUGAUGGACACGCUCGACCUGCGCAACGUGACGGUCGAGAUCCACGGCACCUUCCUGUGGAGCGCCGACAACCUGGCCUACUGGCGCCAGGCCAGCUUCGGCGUCACCUACGCGGGCCGCCAGACGGCGUGGCGGGUUGGGGGGAGGGAUAUUACGAUUAGGGGGUUUGGGAAGGCGCUGUUUGAUGGGAAUGGGCAGGCGUGGAUUGAUCUGGCGCGGGGGCAGGGGAAUUUGAAUGGGAGGCCGAUUUCGUUGACGGUUUGGUAUGGGACGAAUGUGUGGAUUGAUGGGAUUACUUGGCGGAUGGCGCAGUUCUGGCACACCUUUAUUGCGCACUCGCAGAAUGUGACCAUGACGAACCUCGACAUGGAAACAUUCUCGUCAAAUGAGCUGAGCUCCCAGAAUACGGAUGGGACAAAUACCUGGAACUCCAAGGAUGUCACCAUCGCGAACUGGAGGGUCAAGUGUGGUGAUGACUGCAUCGGCGUCAAAGGCAACAGCACAAACGUCCAUGUCCGCAAUGUUACCUGCGAGGAGUCCGGCGUUAUGACCAUCGGCAGCAUUGGCUCCAAUUCUGCGCAACCCGACUACGUCGAGAACGUCGUCUUCGAGGACAUCAAGGCCGUCCACUCAAGCAACGCCGCCUGGAUCAAAACAUACCCUGGCAAUGGCUACGUCCGCAACGUCACCUUCCGCAACAUAGAAUUUGAGGACGUCAACCAGCCCAUCUACGUGACUUCGUGCAUCUACUCGUACCAGAACUGCGACUCCUCGCGGCUCAAGAUCAGCGACGUCCGCUGGCAGAACAUCACGGGCACGAGCAGGUACAAUGUCGCUGUGGGGAUCCACUGCAGCGCGUCGACGCCGUGUGAGGGGUUCCAUUUCGAGAACAUUGAUAUCAAGCCCAAGAAUGGCGGUACCGCCAAGAUUCUGUGCUCGAACAUCAGAAACCAGGCGAGCAUGGGGUUGCAGUGCACCGGGCCGUGUCCGGGGUCGCAUCCUCAGCAGUUGUCGGGGAAUGUGUGAUCCGAGGCCGCCAGAGCGGUUGGGCGGUGGUGAGGGAUCGAAAGUAGAAUAACUGGAUCGGAUUGAUGAGUGAAUUGAGUUAUGACGUUAGAAGGAACAAUUCGAUGUGUCUGUUUCAAGCAUUGUGACCAUGAAUGAAACUGCUCCUCGCAAAAAGUAUAUGAAGCAUUUUAGCUUGCAUGGCGGCUUGCGGAACCAAAUGGGAAUUCCGUCAUAGUAUUAUACAAGUAGUGCUUUUGGAAGCAAUGACUUCGACGGUUGUUUAUCGUAACGGAACCAUUGUACAAUCAAAUACCCGGGCAUCGAAGUUGG